ACUAAUCAAUGUACAGUCAAAACCUACAAAGUAAGAAACGAAGCUGUCCGCAAAACUGAGAAAUGCGGCGCUCCAUUCCUCCAAUGUCGCCAUUGUUAAAGUUCAGGAGCUUUCCGUUUCUUUCUCACUCUCACUCUCACUCUCGCUUUCAUUCUUCCUUUCAGAAUGCUGAUGAUGCCGUCUCACACUUCAACCGCAUGCUCCAAAUGCAACCUACCCCUUCCAUCAUCGAAUUCAACAAGAUUUUAACUUCUCUUGUUAAGACCAAGAAGCAUUACCCCACCGCCAUUUCACUUUCUCACCAAAUGGAACUUAAGGGAAUUGCGCCAAACAUUGUUACUCUCAGCAUCUUGAUCAAUUGUUACUGCAAUCUAGGUCGAAUCACCUCUGCAUUUUCUGUAUUGGCCAACAUUCUCAAGAGAGGUUUUCAGCCUGAUACCAUCACCUUCACUACUCUUAUCAAAGGUCUCUGUCUUCGCGGCAAGGUUCAGCGAGCCCUCCAAUUUCAUGACGAUGUGAUAGCACAGGGAUUUCGGUUGGAUCAAGUCAGUUACGGAACCUUGAUCAAUGGCCUAUGUAAAAUAGGGGAAACAAGUGCUGCUUUGGAGUUGCUUAGGCGGAUUCAAGGGCGAGGGAUUAAACCUGAUGUGGUAAUGUACAGCAUCAUCAUUGAUAGCCUGUGUAAAGAUAAACUUGUAAGUGAUGCUUGCAAUUUAUAUUCUGAAAUGAUUGUCAAGGGAAUAUCUCCUGAUGUUGUCACGUACAAUGCUUUAAUAUAUGGCUUUUGCAUUGUUGGUCAAUUGAAACAAGCAAUUGGGUUGCUAGAUGAAAUGGUAUUGAAAAACAUAGACCCAGAUGUUUAUACUUAUAAUAUAUUGGUCGAUGCUUUAGGUAAGGAAGGGAAGGUGAGAGAAGCUAAGAACAUGUUAGCUGUGAUGAUUAAACAAGGUGUGAAACCUGAUGUUGUUACUUAUAGUUCCUUGAUGGAUGGGUAUUGCCUAGUUAAUGAAGUGAAUAAAGCCCAAGAUGUAUUCAAUGCUAUGGCUCAGAGGGGAGUGACUCCUAAUGUUCAGAGCUACAGUAUUAUGAUCAACGGAUUAUGUAAGAUUAAAAUGGUGGAUGGAGCGCUAAAUCUCCUUGCAGAAAUGGAUUCCAAAAAGAUUAUUCCUGAUAUAGUGACUUACAAUUCUCUUAUUGAUGGUUUAUGCAAAUCGGGGAGAGUCUCUCAUGCUUGGAAGCUUCUUGAUCAGAUGCAUGUUAGAGGUCAACCAGCCAAUAUAAUCACCUACAGUUCUUUAUUGGACGCUUUAUGCAAAAGCCAUCAUGUUGACCAAGCAAUUGCACUAAUCAAGAAAAUUAAAGACCUGGGUAUUCAGCCUGAUGUGUGGACGUACAAUAUACUUCUGGGUGGACUGUGCGAAGGUGGAAGAUUGAAGGAUGCACAAGAGAUUUUUCAGGAUCUUUUGAGAAAAGGCUAUCAUAUAGAUGUCCUUACUUAUACUGUUAUGAUCAAUGGGCUUUGUAAAGAAGGCUUGUUUGAUGAAGCGUUGGCCUUACUGUCAAAAAUGGAAAAUGAGGGAUGUAUUCCAAAUGCUAUAACUUUUGAAACAAUUAUUUAUUCACUCUUUGAAAACGGUGAGAAUGACAAGGCUGAGAAACUUCUUCGUGAAAUGAUUGCUAGAGGUCUACUGGAAAAAAUUUAGAUACACAUGGAAAAGGAUGAUGGACUACACAAUGGGCUCACUUUCUCCAUAGCUAAAAACCAUGUGUUCUUACUUGUUAGGUACAUUUUGAUAUUGUAACAAUAACAAUGAUUGAUUUGUUCAUUAUGAGUAUUGACAUAACUAUCCUUUUGGUAAGAGAAGCUUUGUUGCAGUGGUUUGAGUUGCUUUAGUGUGACUAGGAGGCCACAUAUUCAAUAGAACCAACCAAUCCCAAAUGCAAUGUAAGGAGGCUGCCUAUAUAGACGCACAAAUAACCAUCAUUGUUUUUCCUCAAUGUACUGUCAAUGUACUUCAUCGACUUUAUGAGGUUUUUUUCAGUCAGUGCUCAUUGUUAAUGCUUCUGAUUGAAAACAAAGCUCAAACAGGCAUGAUUAUUUGGAACCAGAAAUGAUUAUAGUUGAUUUUAUUCCCCAAAUUAGAUACUAGAAGUUAGAACUUGAUAUUUCUUUUGCAGUAUAUUUCUUGUAUAUAUUUUAUAGAAUGGGAACAAAAAAAGUAAACAUCAAGUUUAUUGUUUUAGUAAUAGUGUCGACUAUUGACUGAUGAAAAAAGUGCUGCCAUCAUCUGAUGUAAAUCCUGAUGCGGCUAUAACAGCUCUCAUAUGGUGCAUAAAGAUUGUUCAUUCAAAUCACACAAUUCAAUGGUAAAAUUAAUUUGGGGGGAGGUUCUAAUUAAUUUAUUAUAUCCAUAAAAUACGUCCCGUACCAGGUUUUCAUUAAGACCAAACUGACAGUUUGGCGAUAGUGAAAAUAAGCCAUUUGGAAAUGGAUUAGAUUCCAUAUAUUUGUACUUUUUAAAGGUAUCUGAAUCAGAAUUUGUAGCAUUAUGCAUUUUGUCCCUUUUCUUUAUUUUACCUGUUUUAAACUUGCUAUUUUCUUACUAAGCUGCAUAACAGUAUAUCAGAAUCACUGGCUGAAGCUUCCUUCCGUCCACUAUACUUAUGAUAAUUAGCAAGUAAAUUUAAGUUCUUGACUUGGAGGGCCUAGAUGGCUUAUUAUUGCAUGGAUUGGCAGCAUUUGUUUUAAAAAGAAGGGUCUUCCAGAGAUAUGCUCUU
This is a messenger RNA of Lotus japonicus, 2778 nucleotides long. Its product is annotated as pentatricopeptide repeat-containing protein At1g12300, mitochondrial-like. Bases 63 to 1703 code for a protein of 546 amino acids. The record is from RefSeq and is a predicted model, not a curated record. NCBI's taxonomy places the organism in Eukaryota, Viridiplantae, Streptophyta, Magnoliopsida, Fabales, Fabaceae. The transcript has a single exon. Gene Ontology annotation, molecular function: protein binding.